This is a messenger RNA of Strongylocentrotus purpuratus (purple sea urchin), 3511 nucleotides long. RefSeq lists its product as uncharacterized. The record is from RefSeq and is a predicted model, not a curated record. Lineage: Eukaryota; Metazoa; Echinodermata; Echinoidea; Camarodonta; Strongylocentrotidae. Bases 28 to 2421 code for a protein of 797 amino acids. Gene Ontology annotation, molecular function: oxidoreductase activity, acting on paired donors, with incorporation or reduction of molecular oxygen, reduced ascorbate as one donor, and incorporation of one atom of oxygen. The transcript has 11 exons.
CUGACUGCAUGCUGCUUGUCGCUACGAAUGCCUGGAGCUGUGACUUAUUUUUCGCAAAAUAUGGCGAGGGUAAUUUGUAUCAUUUUGUUGAUCUUAGCUUCCGCGUGCAAAUCGAGUAGUAACCAGAACCUGAAGAGACAGUUUCAGAGAGGACACACUAAACAAGGAGACAUCGCACAUUUCAUUUUCAGAAAAAGUCAGCCUCAGACUCGGACUCCGAGUCCGAGCAUUAGUACUCACGGCAAUGGCACAGGCAAUGCCAUUGGCAAGGGCAUUUCCAAUAAUGCCGAUGCUCAUGCUCCUCACAAACAUGACACUCGUCACGAUCACGCCCACUGGCAAUGGCAAACUCUAAACAGAAAGAUUCAAGUCGGUACUGCAAAUCUCAAUAAUGAGCGUUCUGCCAAGAUGUGGAAGUGGAACAACCAAUAUCAUGAUGCAGAUGAAAUUAGGAGACAGGAUGGGCGUGGUCAACAUGAUGGAGUUGGUGCUGGAGGGCAAACAACUUUUAAUGAUGGCAUGAAGAUGGAUGGUGAUCAAACUGCUACUGCCAGUGAGGAGUUUGUUCCAGGGCAAAACGCAAAGCCUUUCACUGUUGAUACACUUAAUGGAACUCUUAAAUUUCCCAGUAUAGAUCUGUUAAACAAGUCCAUCAUCUUCCAAGUAUUUGACAAUAGAUCUGCUUUUCUUCAAUGUCUGUGGACUUCAGAGGUUUCCCUUAAGUCUAUAUCAGGCAGCCCUGACAGUGUCCAUUACAUAUUUAUGUCUUCCAGUUACCAUGCUAAGCAGGAUGCAGUAUGGAUGCAGAAUCAAUUAACAAGUAGCUUAGAGACAAUGACUUCAGAAGGUGAACUAAGUGAAGAAGCAGGAGUUAGUCUACAGACCAGACUUCACUUUGUAAUUCAACCUACAUAUCAGCUAGGUAAUUGGCUUCCUGCUUUACUAAUGAAAUGGGCUUGUCAAGACCAUGGAUGUGGCUUUACACAAGCAGUCUUCAAGUCGAUCACAGGUGCCUCCUCUGAAUUAAUUCUUAAAAGAUUGGAUGCUCGAUAUGACUGGCUGCCAUCACCUGCCCAAGUUUUCUCUUCACCACAAUCUGUAAUCCUUGCUGGAAAUGGAUGCUCAGCCAGGGAAGAUGUCGCAGGUCAUAUUGCUCUUGUUAUAGCUGGUGACUGUAGCUUCUCAGACAAGGUUAGGAAAAUGGAAGCCUCUUCUGCUGUUGGUGUAAUAGUUUACAGUAAGCCAGGCAAUCCUGUACAAGAUAUGAACUGUGAGGGUAUUGAGUGUGAUAAUCCUCUUAAUAUUCCUGCUACAAUGAUUCCAUACUGCCAAGAGCUUCUUCAGAGUGUGCAAGUGGACUCAAUGAAUGUGAGUUUUCAGACAACCCCUAGUGAGAACUUCUACUUUGCCAUUGAUAGGCAGGGUCAGCUUGCUGAAAUGGGUUGGUUACUCUAUCCAUCUUUCCAGUUCUUUGUUUGGCAAGCUCAGUGGUUUGACUAUAAGACUGAGCUCCUAAAGAACCUGUCACAAGAAGUAGCUGUCAUAUCUGUGAUCAACAAUACAAUCAUGCAAGGACAUACUGGUGUCGUUCAGACUGUUAAUCUUCCAUCAUUACAAGAUAUAUCCAAGAUUGAGCUGGAUACCUCAUUGUCUUGUCCUGGCACUCGAGACGAGUCAUGUCCACCAUGGGACCAUACAGUACAACUUUUUCUGUGUUGUGAUGAGGCAUCCCCAUUAUGUGGCAUGGAGCUUGGUCGAUGGAUCACGUCAUUUAGAAGACGUAUAGGGCGAUGGCUGACGGAUAUUACUCCAUUAGCUCCACUUUUCACAUCUACUACAUGCACCUUCACAAUGAAAAGCGAUGCAUGGUGGGCUCAGCCAUGGAAACCUUCUCUCAAUCUUAGACUCCAUAAAUCAGAUCAAGUUUUUACUGACGGACGGCCACAUCAAGUUCUGACACUCUUCCAAGGAGGAACAUUCAACCAGUCCUACAAUGCUCAUUACAAACCAAUCAACUUUACAGUCCCUCAUACAACCAAAAAGGUCAUCUUGUAUUCAGUGAUUACUGGGCAUGGAAGUGAUAAUAAUGGAUGUGGAGAAUUCUGUGUAACAUCCCAUCACUUCAUUGUUAAUAGCCAUCCAAAUGUCAACACAUUUACUAAUGCUGGUACUCCAACGGGGUGUGCGGAGAGAUCUGUUACAGGCGUAGAACCCAAUGAGCAUGGGACCUGGCUGUAUGGACGGGAUGGUUGGUGUGAUGGUAGAGAGGUAGAUCCAUGGGUUCUUGAUAUUACAUCUCAAAUCAAUAUGGAAGGAUUCAAUACUAUCAAAUACUUUGGUUGGUUCAAUGGAACUGACCCCAAUCCCACUGCUAAUCCUGGCUCUAUCAUUAUGUACUCGUAUCUAGUAAUGUAUGAAUAGAAACUGGUUCAUGCCCUAUAUGUUCAGAUGUUUACCAUUUCAAGGGAAAUCAUCCCUUCAUAGAAAGUGUGCUUUAAUGCAAGCAGAAAAUUGACCCAUUGCCUACAGGAAUUAGGUGGCUCCUGACCCUUGUAUUAAGCCUUUGGGAAAUAAAGAAUUUAUUAGCCACUAGGUUAAGAUAUUAAUCAUCAUAGAUUAAAGCUAAUCACAUUAAAGCUAAUCCAAAGUUUUGGUAAUAUUUCAACAGGAUUGGAUUAUGAAAUUUAAAUUUUACAUUACCAUUGUGAUACAUAGUAUUAGAAUAAGCUAAAAAUGCUAAGGAUUACGAGAAACUCUACCAUUAUAAAUGUAAAAUUUAAUGUUUUACAGCCCUAGAACCUGUACUGGGGGGGGGGGCCUGGGUAAUUUGACAUGAAAUUUUUGACAACCACUUUUCAAAGGAGCAUUCUCUCCCUGGUUUGAAUUGCAAUGGUUUCCAUAUAAUGGACAUGAUAAAAUGCACUUCCACAUUCAAAUAGUUCAGUCAAAGAUAAUUGAAAUGGUAAGAGCUAAUCAUUACAGUAUCUUACAGAUACAUGAAUCAUCAUUUCACCUUUACAUGUAUAAGUUAUCAUUGAUGCUGUUCCUAUUCAGUAAUAGGGAAUUGAUUUUUUAUUAUAGUCAUUGCAGUAGAAAUAAUUGCAAAUUCAUGGAGGUAGAGUCAAAUUAGAUGGAAUAGCAUACUUUUGCAAUAAUUAUAUGUACCGUAAUGUAUACGAUUUGUUGUGUGUUGGUUUCUACUUCAUAAUAGAUUGUUUUGAAUAUACAUUCAUAUUGCAAUUACAAACUUACAUUUUUAAUUCAUUUAUAAUGUAAUCAAUAGAAAAUUGAAAAUGUAGGUGUUGGACUACCCUUGUUGUUUGUAUAAUAGAUAUGACAUAAUUUUUAAGUAUAAGGUUGAUAUUGUCAUAGUGGUAUGCAAUCGUGGUCUGAUGUUUUAUGAACCAUGCGGAAAAAUAAAUUGACAUUUUAUCACACACAUAUAUAUAUAUAUAGAAAGAGAUAACAUAAGGAAUAACCUGGCUCUUCCAAUUUGUUGUGUUGUAUUAUU